AUGGUGGAUGCAGCACUAGUGUUUACUCUAGAUGACCUUAGCAAUGCCGCACGUAAUGGUGAUAUUUCAUUCUUCGAGUCUCUCUCCAGAAAAAUACUUUCUAAAGUUAUCAAACUCCGCGAUAAAUCUGGCGCUUCUCUCCUCCACCUUGCCGCUGUCAAUGGUCACUGUCAGCUGCUGAAAAUUCUAAUAGAUGCUGAUCAUGGAAAGACUUUGAUCCAUGAUAAAGACAAUGAGGGUUAUGGCAUCGUUCAUUUCGCUGCUCUUAGUGGCCAUCUUGAUAUUGCUCGUUUUGUCAUUGACAAUGGAGCUGAUAUCGACGUGGUAAAUUAUCUUGGUGAAACUGCUCUUCACCUUGCUGCUAUUGAUAUUAACGGUACAGAAGUUGCUAAAAUGUUGGUUGUUCAUGGUGCAGACGUCAAUGCCAAGGACAAGUUUGUUUACAAUGCACAUGUAGUAUGGUGGUUGAUACUUGAAAAUUUAUCUCAGUUUGGGAACACGCCAAUGCAUCGUGCAGCUAGCACAGGAAACUUAGAGUUGUGUAAAUUCUUGAUCCAAUAUGGAGCUGAGAUCGAUGCCCUUGACCGAUCUGAGAUUACUCCUCUGAUGGUUGCUGCCCUAGCAAACCAUAAAGAGGUUGCACUUUAUCUAACCAGAAGUGGAGCAAUUUGGGCGGGAUUGAAUGAAGCUGAGGAAGGCUAUAUGACGGUUCUGGAGCGAUGUUCAGAGGAUGUUACAGAUGCAAUUCUUGAAACUUUAAAAGAGAUGGGUAUGAUUGUUGAUCAUGUGAGACGGGCUUCUUCGUCAUUGGGAUGA
Beta vulgaris subsp. vulgaris (sugar beet) is the source of this 816-nucleotide messenger RNA. RefSeq lists its product as uncharacterized. Gene Ontology annotation, molecular function: protein binding. The transcript has 5 exons. NCBI's taxonomy places the organism in Eukaryota, Viridiplantae, Streptophyta, Magnoliopsida, Caryophyllales, Amaranthaceae. The record is from RefSeq and is a predicted model, not a curated record. Bases 1 to 816 code for a protein of 271 amino acids.